AUGCUGCGGGGUCCCCGUUUCAGGUUUAGCGCCAAAGUAGACGUGCAAGAGAACGAACAUCACCUCACCACUUCACCCAUCACUUCGUCUCGACUCGCGAGUAUCGCUAAUUACGCCCAGCACAAUGUGCUCAUACACCCACAAUCCCCUUCAUCCUCAAUAGAUGCUCGAAUGGACCCGGCUCGACCGCCGGCGCCUGGCCGGAGCACCUCGGCGCAACACUUCGAGAGCAAGCUCAGCCAGCAAUUAUCACAACCCAGACACUCCGAGUCUAUUGACAUUCACUCCUCGCCCAAAUCCAAGUCGCGCUCCCUUUCCGAUGCAUCCAAACCUUCUCCUUCCGCCUUCGCCCACUCCCAACCGGCAACCGGUGACUUGAGUCGGCCCCCCAGUAAAGACGACAGUGUAAUCCCUUCACUGCCUUCCACCCCAAGUCGUCCUCAACACAACCCAAGCCUGUUGAUCAACCUUCCCUCCAAGGCCGCUGGCUCGCCUCUCACCAACCGUGCUCCUCUCUCUCCUCAACUCGAUUCAUCCCAGAUUUAUGGAUCCCCGGGCUCCGUGCUUCCGCGGCGAUCUCGGGGCCUGGACUUCUCUCGCGCUUGCACCAACCUCCACCACUCGACCCUCGCCGAGUCGUCGCCCGACUCAUCCCCCACGAUUGGAGGUCGCGGAAUGACUAUCCCUCAGCGCCGUGGCUCUCUCAAUCUCAACUCCACCUCGGUGCCGGUGUUCUCAACGUCAGGACCGGCCGACCGUACCGCCAUCUCCAGCUCCGUCUCAAGUGUGAACAUGAUGGAAUCAGACACUAGCAGCAGCGAAGACGAUGAUGCCGCUAUGAUGGACCGCGAUGAUCCUAUGCUGAAUACUCCUCAAGCCAACCGCAUCGCCAGUGGGCCCAGUCCCUUCACAACGGGCAACAUCCAAAGCCCCGGAAACGACUGGAUGGGCGCAUUCUCAGGUCCGGUGGGCAGCCUAUUAAGCUUCCAACGUGCACGCUUCCGCAAUAAAGGACGCAGUCGACACAGCUCCAGCAGUGCCAGCGGCAACAGCUCUAAACCCAGUCCUGGCCCGCACUCUCCACCAGUGAUGAAGAGUGUCGAGAACUCCGUGGGUGGCUACUUUGCUCCACGACAGAGUGCUCAUGGCCGGCGUGAGAGCUUGAGUCUGGGUACUCAUGAUCUACGACUCUCUGAUCUUAGUGAUGAUGGAGAGCAUCGUGCUCGUGCAGGCAGCCCAACGGCUGCUGCUCAUUCUGAGGGAGGCGGAGGUCCACUGGGGGUGAUCCGCCGUGCUGUCACUCGACGAGGAAGUUUGUUGGUAUGUUCAAUUCUAUAUUUCACUUCUUUGGCCUUUGGCUUUCAUCCCGUUUUAUUCUAA
Penicillium manginii is the source of this 1380-nucleotide messenger RNA. RefSeq lists its product as uncharacterized. The record is from RefSeq and is a predicted model, not a curated record. The transcript has a single exon. Gene Ontology annotation, cellular component: site of double-strand break. The coding region runs from base 1 to 1380 and encodes 459 amino acids. NCBI's taxonomy places the organism in Eukaryota, Fungi, Ascomycota, Eurotiomycetes, Eurotiales, Aspergillaceae.